Molecule: messenger RNA, 1704 nt
Organism: Halteromyces radiatus
Lineage: Eukaryota; Fungi; Mucoromycota; Mucoromycetes; Mucorales; Cunninghamellaceae
Exons: 3
Coding region: 102-1466 (454 amino acids)
Biological process (GO): ubiquitin-dependent endocytosis
Cellular component (GO): cytoplasm; cytosol; plasma membrane
Molecular function (GO): ubiquitin protein ligase binding; protein-macromolecule adaptor activity
Source: RefSeq, a predicted model, not a curated record
UCCUCUUUUCUGUAUUCCAAUAAAUAUCUGUAUUAAUCAUUUAAAUAUUAUUAGGUGUUUUCACGCAUCAAUAGAAGACUUUCUGUAUUUCUUAUAAAGUCAUGGGCUUAUUGUCAAACGACCGGCUCUCAUUUGGUCCUUUCAAACCUAUUGUACUGCGAGGAUCUCCAGAAGAAGAUGCUUCCACUGUCUUUACAAGUCAUGUUACUCUGACACUUGCGAAACCUGAAAAACUAUCAAGUAUCAUAGUCACUCUAAGGUCGAUUAGUUUAGUGUACUUUCCAGAAGGCAUUGGUGCUCGUGCGUCUCGAACUACAUUUGAAAAGACUCUCAACAAACAAUCUUUGACUCUUUUGGAACAAAAAACAGAAUUUUCCAUAGGUGAACAUAGAUUUCCUUUCACAUUUAUUGUUCCCAAUUCAUUAGUGGAUACGAUUGAAGAUGAAUUUGGACGGGUACGACAUGUAGUGGAAGUGACGGUGAAUCGAAAAAACAAAAAAUCGAUAUUGAAUCAAUGGAAACUUUCGAAACCGGUGUUGGUCCUUCGAACAUUUUUAUCCAAUUCAUUAUUACUGAAUCAUACUGUACAAGAUCUCUCACAAACAUUUGAUCGGCAUUUGACAGCAGCAGAUGUGACUAUUAUGGUAGAUGUAGCUGUCUUUUCUCCUGGUGAUUUAUUUACUCUCCUCUUUACGAUCCAGCCUCAUCAAAAACACGUACGAUUAGAACAUAUCGAAGCAACAGUGACAGAAUCAAGACGGUAUGCAGUCUCAGAAUUGAAAGCAUGGCGUACUACCUCAGAUACUUUUUUACUACGAUAUCUUGAUGCAACGUCUCUCACCGACCUUCCUUCAUCAACAUCAUCAUCCUAUUCCUCUACUUCUUCAAGUUCUAAUACCGAUUUGGCGAUGAUCUUUGACAGACAAGGUUCUGGUUUGGAUCUAAUGGAUACGUUCAGUUACCGGGUUACCUUUGCAACACCAACUUGUAAAAGUAACAUUCAUCAUACCACUCAUUAUGAUGAUAUUUCAUUUCGACAUCGUUUGGAUAUUCGACUCACAGUUUCUUAUUUGGAGGAGAGUGGAGAACGGGUGCACAUCGAUUUAAACUCACCAACAGUAUCAUCAUCAUCACCAACAACGACAUCCAGUACCAUUACAUCAUCAGGAGCAAUAGUGUCAUCAUCACCUACAUCAUCAGCGCAAGCAUGGCAAAAUGUUUUACUCAAGUUACGAAAGGGAAGACCGGGAAAAUAUGACGAAGAUCAGCAUGGUCGACAAUAUGAAAAAGUGGUGGUAUCGACUCCAAUCCAUGUGUUCGAUUGCAGGCUCAAAGAGGACUAUGGUAGCUUACCUUCUUAUUUUGAAACUGGACUGGUGAAACCACGAUUUACAACUAUCAUGCCGACAGAAACAGGGUCAUCAUCUGUCAAACAAAAAGGAAACAAGAUUCAACAAAGUAAAUGAUGAUGAGCAAAUGGGACAUACAAGCACAAUAACGACUGACGAACGACAACAUCACGCAUACCUCUGUAAAUGCUAUUAUGAAUUCUGUCAAACCAUGGAAAUAGCAUCAACCUUGGACAAGAUACCUUCCAUUCCGCCCCCGGAUUAUUAUAUAGAAUAGUAUGAUAUAUUUAUUUAUUAUUAGAAUGUUUUAUUUAGAAUUGUGUAUAUAUAUAAAAAGAAUAAAAGAAAAAUCGAU